CAAAGGAUUCAUUUACAUCCGACAUGGUAUCACGAGGCCAAAAUCGGUCCUCCUUCUUCUUCCUCUAAAAACACCAAAAACACCAAUAAUCAUCAAUGGCAAAUAAUCAAUCCAUGCCAAGUAAUAAAAAAACCAUACAUCCGGCUUUCGCCGUUUCCAACAUCAAAGUUUUGAUCCCUGUUACACUAGAUAUCAAACAAGACGAAUACUCUUCAUGGGUUUUCCUAUUUCAACUUCAUCUUCAAGCGCACAACCUCCUUUUUCUUAUUCAUAAUUCUUCUCCCACACCAGAUCUUGACACUGCCACCAUACUACAACUUGACGCCCUAUGUCGUCAAUGGAUGUUCUCCACCAUGACCAAAGAUCUGAUGCUGACUGUUCUCAAAACUGGGAAAACUGCGAAGGAUUUAUGGAAUCAUCUCAAACGUCUCUUCCAAGACAACAAAGGAAACCGCGCUGCCAGCCUUGAAAGUAAGUUCGUAAAUCUAAAAUUUAUUGACUGUAACAACGUUGAUGAUUAUUGUGAUAAGCUACAGGCACUCUCCAAUCGAUUGAGUGACCUCGAGUUUCCAAUGGAUGAAAAACGACUGGUUAUCCAACUUGUCAAUGGAUUUCCGGAGGAAUAUAAUACUGUUGCCUCCUUCAUUCAACAAUCGAUGCCAUCUUUUGACACUGCUCGAUCUCAACUACGCACUGAAGAGAUUCGCCACGAACAUCAAUCCACAUCAAAUACUCACGCUGCCCUUGCUGCCGGAACACCGCACGCCUCCCAUCACCUUCCUGUUGCUGUACAGCGUCAUCAACAAAGUCCGUUCUUCUCUACAGAACAGUCACCUCACUCCCUGGAUCGCACAGCGCCGUUGCUUCCCAACCCAACAGGCCCACUGCAUUCUCACCAGCAGCCCACUACUUGAUCGAACAGAAGCCCACUACUGCCCAACCCAGCAAGCCAAUUUCACCCUUACCCACACUGGGCUUCUCCCUGGAACGCUGCUGCACCUGGCCCAUAUCCGGCAACUCCCUACUGGGCUUCUCCCUGGAAUGCUGCUCCACCUGCCAACCGCGGACGAGGCCGCCAGAACCGUGGAAGAGGACGGGGUCGUGGCCGCCAUCCAACAUCCGGCCGAUCACCGCAAGCCUACAUUGCUCCGACCACAGACUAUCUACAACCGUCAGAUAUGGCCGAAGCCUACAGCUCUAUGAGCAUUCGGACACCCGAUGAUGAUUUCUAUAUGGACACCGGAGCAACCUCACACAUCACCUCGGAUCCAGGACUUGAGUUCGAGGAAGACUAUUCUCCGAUGCGAUAGUUCUGGGGAACUCUAUCCCAUCACCACCUCCGCCGUGCAAUCCUCUUUUUCGCCACCACCUCACCAAUAUUCUCUUGCCGUGUGUUCACCUACCGUUUGGCAUAGUCGCCUCGGCCACCCUGGCAAAGCUGUCCUAGAUGCUUUACGCACAAAAUCUUUUAUUCAAUGUAAUAAGGAUAAUUCCCCCAAUCUUUGUCAUUCUUGUCAAAUUAGCAAACAUGUUCGUCUUCCCUUUUAUGACUCUCAUUCUACCAGUAUUGCUCCUUUUGAUAUAAUUCAUAGUGAUUUAUGGACGUCUCCGUUGAAUAUAGAUACGGGAUUUCGUUAUUAUCUUCUAUUUUUGGAUGAUUUCACCAAUUAUUUAUGGGUUUUUCCACUAAAAUUGAAAUCCCAAGUCUUCACCAAAUUUUUGGAAUUCCAAUCUUUUGUUCAAACUCAAU
Molecule: messenger RNA, 1750 nt
Organism: Papaver somniferum (opium poppy)
Lineage: Eukaryota; Viridiplantae; Streptophyta; Magnoliopsida; Ranunculales; Papaveraceae
Exons: 2
Coding region: 96-914 (272 amino acids)
Source: RefSeq, a predicted model, not a curated record